CACCACCGCUCGGAGCGAAACCCCAUUUUUUGCGGUUCUCGAGAAACCGCGGGAAAAAAAAAUCUCCCUCGCUAAUGGCAGCGAUCCUGCCUUUCGCUCCCACCACUCCCCGCCGCAGCUCCGGCCACAAAUUCGCCUCUCCAUUCCCGGCGAGCCACCCCAGGAUCGAGAGGUUGCGAUGCUUCGGAGAGAAUCCGACCCGCGGCUCGUCCGCGGAAGCCAAGCCCGAGCCCGAGCCCGAACCCGAGAACCCGCUGCUCAAGGCGGCAUGGUACGGCUCCGAGCUCCUCGGCAUCGCCGCCUCGCUCUUCCGGCCGCCGGCGAGCGCCGAGGCUCCGGCGAGGGAGUUCGGGCUCGCCGGGGAUGGAGCGGGAGCUUUUGACCGGAGCGCGGUGGUUGAGACCAUCAAGGAGGACUACCAGAGGUCCUACUUCGUCACAGGAAACCUAACGCUCCAUGCUUAUGAAGAGGAUUGCGAAUUUGCUGAUCCAGCUGGUUCCUUCAGAGGGCUUCGUCGCUUCAAAAGGAAUUGUACCAAUUUUGGUUCGCUUAUUGAGAAAUCAAAUAUGAAGCUUAUGAAGUGGGAAGAUUUCGAGGACAAGGGAGUUGGACACUGGCGCUUUAGUUGCAUCUUGUCCUUCCCUUGGAGGCCCAUUCUCUCUGCAACUGGAUACACAGAAUACUUUUACAAUGCGCAGUCUGGAAAAGUAUGCAGACAUGUGGAGCACUGGAAGGUUCCCAAAAUGGUGCUAUUGAAGCAAAUUUUUAAGCCUAGCCGAUGGGCAUGGGAAAAGAAAUCAGAAAUCAAGCCCUGAAGUAGUUCAUACUUCAUGUCUUUCACUAGACUCGGGGAAAGACAGAAGUCAGUGCGAGGAUGUUUGGACUUGGGAUGGGUUGAAGCCAUCCUCUCCAAUAUGAUAGUAAGUUGACUUGUUUCUACUAGUUGGUGAAUGAUGUAUUUUAGUGUGUCAGGCUGUGCGCUGUGCAGGCUGAUGUGUCAACCGAUGGAGCAGUUGAGUUUGGAUAUGAACCACCCUAAAAGCUUCAUGUCAUCCAAUAAUUGAUGCUGUCAAAGUAGUCAAGUUCUAACGUUCAGGUCUUUUCUUGCGCUUCCUUGCACGUACAUUCGACUGAGAUUUCUCAGCCCCUAUGGAGGUUGGUAUCUUCAAGAAAGCCACAUUCUCUGGUCGAUUGCUUUGUACCAAAUAAGGCCAGCUCCAUUCACUCGUUGUAUCUUGCGGAUCUCAAUUCUCCAAUGGCCGAUUCUCUUCUUCCUCAACCGGAAAUGAAAAACGGUGAGGAUUAUCGAAGGCACA
Molecule: messenger RNA, 1316 nt
Organism: Eucalyptus grandis
Lineage: Eukaryota; Viridiplantae; Streptophyta; Magnoliopsida; Myrtales; Myrtaceae
Exons: 6
Coding region: 75-815 (246 amino acids)
Source: RefSeq, a predicted model, not a curated record